Messenger RNA from Schistosoma turkestanicum, 2230 nucleotides. Lineage: Eukaryota; Metazoa; Platyhelminthes; Trematoda; Strigeidida; Schistosomatidae. The record is from the annotation of a GenBank genome assembly.
GUUUAAACUAACAAAGGAAUUCGGAUCAGCUGUUGACUGACGGUUUACCAGUUCAUCGUACAUCCUAUUUUACUGGUUGGACUUUCUGUAGUCCACCAUAGGUUUGAAGUUAUGCUGGAGCAAAAUGGUGAUAUGCUAUAUGGCCAAUUCAAUGGCGUUGCUGCAAUUAAAAACGACUACGUUAUUACUAGAUCAAAGAUCCUUUCAGUUCGUGAUGAGGAAAUGCUACGCCUUAUAGGCCAAUAUCUCUGUGACAAGGGAUUUAAUGGCACAUAUACGCAGCUUUCCAGAGAGUCUGGUAUCACCUUGGAGCACAACGAUGCAACAGAGUUACGUCACGCUAUUUUGGAAGGUAGAUGGUGUGAUGCUGAAGCUGCAAUAGACAAGUUAGCACCAAUGAUAGGGGAUUUGAAUAGUGUUGAAGAAGUUCGAUUUUUGGUAUUAGAACAACAGUUUCUAGAACAUCUGGAAGCCAAUGAAGUAAUGCCUGCUGUUACUCUUUUGCGUAAUCGUAUUACACCUAUGCAACGUAAUACUGAACGGGUGCAUACUCUGGCCAGUUGUCUAAUGUGUAGAACCGCUGUUGAACUACAAGCACAAGCAGGUGGUUGGGCUGGUGUAGAUGCUGGCAGUCGUUUGCAAUUAAUCAACAGAAUACAAGCUUUUAUACCAGCACAAACAAUGUUACCACCUGGUAGACUGGAAGAAUUAAUCAAUGAAUCUGUUCGUGCUCAAUUAGCUUCAUGCAUAUUUCAUAAUCCUCCAAUGGGUGUUCAAACUGAUAUACAUAAUAUAUCAUUAUUACAACGUCAUUCUUGUGGCAUGCAAGAUUUCCCAGCAUUCUGUAUUCAAACAUUGGAUCAUCAAAGAGAUUCCGAUUUAUGGUUUUGUCAAUUUUCUCCAGAUGGUUGUUAUUUAGCAACUGGUGGCAAAGAUGCAAAUGUUGAUGUAUGGCGUGUAGACUCUGUACGACAUGCUGUCUCAUUUUUCCGAGUAUUAACUACACCUGCAUAUAUUGGCUGUUUAUGUUGGUCACCUGAUUCGAAAAAAUUAGCAGCUUGUUGUGGAGAAGAACAAAGUUCUGUCCUGGUAUUCGAUGUAUUCAGUGGUCAACAGUUAUGUUGUCAAAAAGUAAACGAUGAAGAUGUCUAUUCAACUGCUUCAUUUUUCUCUGAUAGUCGUAAACUAGCUUUUGGUGGUUUAAAAGGAAGCUUCUAUGUUAUGGAUACAGAAGAACAAGGUCGUGUCCUUGCUGUUGUUGAAGGUUAUCGUGUACAAAGUAUGGCAGCUAUCUUUCCACCAAUACCAAGUAUACUUUUACCGAAUGGUACCGAAUCUGUACAAGUUAAUCCACCACCGGAUAAAUCUACUACUCCAGGCGCACCAGAUUCACCAACAAAUGGAUUACAUUCAAAUGGUUCCGCAAAUGAUUCCAUGAACAACAACAGCAAUAAUAAUAAUAAUAGUAAUAACAGUAAUAAUAAUAACCGUUUAGAAAAUCAAAUUGAUCAAUUACUGGUUGCUGAUAGUUUACAUCGUAUUCGAUUAUUUCGAUUUGGUCCAGUUUGUUCAAGUGCAACAUUGUCUAGUAAUGCAAAUGCUACAACAGAUACUGUUGAUAUGCCGUUAAUUGGUGGUGGUGGUGGUGGUGGUAGUAGUAGUAGUAGUACAGUGACUACUACACCAUAUGAAACUAGUACUACUACUACAUCUAUAUCGACUGUGACUAUUUCUACGCUGUCUAGUUCAUCGCAUACACAUACACCUAGUGAAGAAAUUACAACUAGUACAACCAUUGCAACAACAACAACUACGAGUAGUAGUAGUACUACUACUACUGCUGCUGCUACAACUACCACUACGACUUCUGCAUCAGCACUGGCUGCUUAUUUGAGUUCAGGUGGCAAUGCACCAGGUGCUCCUACUUCAAUUAGUAGUAUGUCUACAUCAGCUAGCACUGGUACAACUAAUCCAGGUAAUAAUGAUAAUAAUAAUAGUAGUAGUGGUGGUAGUGGUAGUACAGGAGAAAAUCCUGGUGUAGCGACAGCAUUAGCUGUUGCACGUUUAGCACAAGAACAACAACAACGUUUAUUACAAUCAUCUAAUCCUACAACAAAUCCAGCGCCACCAUCAUCAUUAACUAGUACUUUGUCUUCAUGGUAUCAACAAUCUGGUGCAUAUCAAGGAACAACAAGUUUAGCGUAUACAUCAAGCUCUUCUACAUUACCAC